This is a messenger RNA of Adineta ricciae, 909 nucleotides long. Lineage: Eukaryota; Metazoa; Rotifera; Eurotatoria; Adinetida; Adinetidae. The record is from the annotation of a GenBank genome assembly.
AUGACGCUCGUAGACGAUACUCAACAACUGGCAUUUUAUUUUGGUAUUUGUCUCUUCAUCGCAUGUUUCAUUGGAAAUGGUAUCAAUAUUCUCGUCUUUUCCAAAGUUCGCACUUAUCGAACAAAUCCUUGCACCUUCUAUUUUCUCAUGGGUUCAAUUGACAACAUGCUCUACGUCUUACUCAAUCUUACCAUUCGUAUCUUAAGUGACACUUAUAAAAUUGAUAUAUAUGCAGCGUCUGAUGUGUGGUGUAAAAUACGACAGUUUUUUCUCUUUGUUCCUGCUCUUAUCUCUGUGACUUUCUCGUGUUUAGCCAUCAUUGAUCAGUUUCUAAUCACAUCAAGAAAUGUCCAACUUCGAAACUGUAGUCAAAUCAAAUGGGCCCACCGGAUCUCACUCUUCGUGGUCAUCUUCUGGUGUCUCUAUGGUGUUCAUGUUUUCUUUGUGUAUCGCAUCUUAUCUACAACAAGAACCUGUGGAAGUGAUAACCCUAUCCUGGCUAUUUAUUCGCCCAUAUACUUAAUCGGUAUCAUUUGUGGAUUGCCAGUUGGUAUCAUGACUUUGUUUGGUUUUUUGACCUAUCGGAACAUUCGUCAAACAUUACGUCCUGCUGAGUUACAAUACGAUCGUCAGUUGAUUAGAAUGACUUUCAUUCAUGUGGUGCUUGUUGUCGUUAGCUUGCUACCAUAUGGUGUCAAUAGAGCAUACACUUUAAUCACAAGUGGCAUAGUUAAAGACUCGGAUCGUCAGUCGAAGGAAUAUUUUGUCACUACAAUUGUUACUUUGGGAACAUAUCUGUACUAUGUAGGAAGUUGUUAUACAUUCUUGGUGACAUCGAAUCGAUUUCGUGAACGAGUGAAAGAUGAAAUAUUUUGCUGCCACCGACCGAAUGCAAUAGCACCCACGUAA